AUGACUCCUACAAUCUUCUUAGUUAUCCUGUGCUUGGGAGUGGCCUCAGCUGCUAUAGUCCCUGAUGCCAGUUUGGAUGUUGAAUUGAAAGAGCAGAAGGAUAAAGAUGAUCUCAAAAAAUUAACAUGGGAUGAGUUUAUUGUCAAAUUGAACAAUAGCAAAAUUGACCAGGAGAAGGGUAACUUCAAAAUAGAAAUAAGUGCCUUCUUCAGUCAGCUGACUGAAGAACUCAAGAAAAUAAUGAUUGAGUUUUUCUACCCAAUGCUUGAAGAGGACAAAACACAACCAGCUGAUGAUGAUCCUGAAUUUGAGGAUUUGGAAGAGAGUGGCGAUUGGUUUCUUGUACCGGAUCAGGUAUGA
Messenger RNA from Mastomys coucha (southern multimammate mouse), 360 nucleotides. Its product is annotated as trophoblast-specific protein alpha-like. The coding region runs from base 1 to 360 and encodes 119 amino acids. The record is from RefSeq and is a predicted model, not a curated record. The transcript has 3 exons. Lineage: Eukaryota; Metazoa; Chordata; Mammalia; Rodentia; Muridae.